AUGCUACCGAUAUAUGAAUUAUUUUAUUCUCCAGAUCAACAGUCAGAAGUAUCUGCGAAAAAAACAUUUUCUAUUUGGCGUACAUUUAAACAUCAUAUUCCUCAUUUUCUUAUAGCAAUUGUUGUCGAUAUUAUUCUUCCGCUCGUUAUAUAUUUUAUUCUACAAAAACACACGAAACCUGUUUAUGCACUAUUAGCUGCAGGUACCCCACCUCUUGUUAUGGUCAUUACUAAAGCCAUAUUGUUUUGCACAUUUGAUGCACUUGGCUUUCUAGUUUUUACUACUUUUGCUAUUACAGGUAUUGUAGUCGUUAUAACACGUAAUCCAAUUGUACUACUCUUAGAAAAAUCUGUUAUUACUGGUAUUAUUUCAAUUAUAUUCGCUAUCACAUUGAUUCCAUUUCAUUGUUGCCAUCAUCGUUGUAGCUUACGUCCAGUUGGUUAUUAUAUGUAUCAAGAUUUAGUUCCAACAAAUCGAGAAGAUGUUGGAUUACCUGAACAUAUAUUUUGUGAUCAACAAGAACAAGUUGAUAGUCGAUACACAGAUCUUCAAGAGGAAGUUUCGUCAAGGAAAGUUUUCCAUAAAGAAGAAGUAGUUCAAGUAUAUGACUGGAUAUAUAAAAACUGUUCAUCAUUUCGUCUUUCAUGUAUUAUAAUCACAAGUAUUUGGGCUAUUGGAUUACUGUUCGAAUUUCUUGCUCGAUUAUUUCUAAUUAUAUUUCAUUUACCUGUUAAUAAGAUUGUUAUUUAUGGACAUGUUAUACUUAGUUCAAUAACAGUUAUAUGUAUUGUAUCGACUAUUACUUGUAUAGCAAUCGAACGGAAGCAUACAUUACUUUUUAUUGAAAGUUGGAAUAUCAAACAGAAAAAGAACAGAUCAUUCGACAUAGGUACUUCCUAUGUUAGUGUCGAAUGCAAUUCAAGUUCUGUUCUAAGCAUUAAUACAUAG
Messenger RNA from Rotaria socialis, 948 nucleotides. The record is from the annotation of a GenBank genome assembly. NCBI's taxonomy places the organism in Eukaryota, Metazoa, Rotifera, Eurotatoria, Philodinida, Philodinidae.